Limanda limanda (common dab) is the source of this 582-nucleotide messenger RNA. RefSeq names its product dual specificity phosphatase 3b (gene dusp3b). The record is from RefSeq and is a predicted model, not a curated record. Gene Ontology annotation, cellular component: cytoplasm. Gene Ontology annotation, molecular function: protein tyrosine/serine/threonine phosphatase activity; MAP kinase phosphatase activity. Gene Ontology annotation, biological process: negative regulation of MAPK cascade; protein dephosphorylation. Lineage: Eukaryota; Metazoa; Chordata; Actinopteri; Pleuronectiformes; Pleuronectidae. The coding region runs from base 1 to 582 and encodes 193 amino acids. The transcript is spliced from 3 exons.
AUGGAGAACCUGGAGGAGCCGGAGAGCUUCGAGGUUUCUGUCCAGCAGCUCAACGACCUGCUGAUGGACCACAGAGGCUUGUUCAUCCGGCCCAGCACCGACUGGGACCAGGUCCAUCCUGGGAUCUGUGUCGGUAAUGAGUCUGUGGCGUGGAACAAGAAGCGGCUGAAGCGUCUGGGCGCCACCCACAUCCUGAACGCGGCGGAGGGGAACUCCUUCAUGCACGUCAACACCAACGCCGAGUUCUACGCCGGCACCGGCUUCGUCUACCACGGGAUCCCAGCCAGUGACUUCGACCACUUCGACAUCAGCGUUUACUUCCAGGAGGCGGCAGACUUCAUCGGGAAGGCGCUGGCGUACAACAAUGGAAAAGGCAAAGUGUACGUUCACUGCAGGGAAGGCUACAGCCGCUCGCCAACCUUGGUCAUUGCCUUUCUGAUGCUUCGCCACAACAUGGACGUCCACUCGGCCGUGGCCACGGUGCGGCGGAGCAGAGACAUCGGACCCAACGACGGCUUCCUGCUGCAGCUCUGUCGACUGAACCGGAGGCUGAAGGCCGAGAGGGAGUCCUGUGACCAGUGA